AUGGGGCGGCUUUGCUCUGGGCUCACGUUCCCUGUGAGCUGUCUGAUCCUGAUGUGGGCAGCAGGCUCUGGGAGCGUCAGGGUCCUGCGUGCGCCCACCUGCUUCUCUGACUACUUCAGCACCUCCGUCUGCCAGUGGAACAUGGAUGCGCCCACGAACUGCAGCGCUGAGCUCCGCCUGUCCUACCAGCUGAACUUCAUGGGGUCCGAAAACCGCACGUGUGUCCCUGAGAACGGAGAAGGCGCGGCGUGUGCGUGCAGCAUGCUGAUGGACGACUUGGUCGACGCGGACGUGUAUCAGCUGCAUCUGUGGGCGGGGACGCAGUUGCUGUGGAGCGACUCCUUCAAGCCCAGCAGUCACGUGAAACCCAGGGCUCCCGGAAACCUCACGGUUCACCCCAACGUCUCCCACACGUGGCUGCUGAGGUGGAGCAACCCUUACCCCCCUGAGAACCACCUGCACGCCGAGCUCACCUACAUGGUCAACAUCUCGAGUGAAGACGACCCCACGGAUGUGAGUGUGUGCGCCUCGGGGUUUCUCUGCCACCUCUUGGGACUCAGGAUUAAGAAAGAAUGGUGGGACCAGAUUCCCAACCCCGCCCACAGCCACCUAGUGGCGAUAGUCAUCCAGGACCCACAGGUGUCGCUGUGGGGGAAGCGGUCCCGAGGCCAGGAACCAGCCAAGUGCCCACACUGGAAGACUUGUCUUAGGAAGCUCCUGCCCUGUUUACUGGAACACGGCAUGGAAAGGAAAGAGGAUCCCUCCAAGAUUGCCAGAAAUGGGCCUUCGCAGGGUUCUGGAAAAUCAGCAUGGUGCCCCGUGGAGGUCAGCAAGACGAUCCUCUGGCCCGAGAGCAUCAGCGUGGUGCGAUGUGUGGAGCUCCUGGAGGCCCCAGUGGAGAGCGAGGAGGAGGAGGAGGAGGAGGAAAGGAGCUUCUGCCCAUCGCCUGUGAACCGCGAGGACAGCUUCCAGGAGGGCAGGGAGGGCAUCGCGGCCCGGCUGACAGAAAGCCUCUUCCUGGACCUUCUCGGGGUUGAGAAAGGGGGCUUUGGCCCACAGGGCUCGCUGGAACCGUGGUUUCCUCCUCCUUCGGGAAGUGCAGGUGCUCAGAUGCCCCGGGCUGAGUUUCCGGGUCCGGGGCCCCAGGAGGCAUCGCCCCAGGGCAAGGAGCAGCCUUUCGACCCCCGGUCCGAUCCUCUGGCCACUCUGCCCCAGAGCCCAGCCAGCCCGACUUUCCCAGAGACGCCCCCGGUCGUCACAGACAACCCCGCCUACCGCAGCUUCGGGACCUCCCAGGGCCAGUCCUCAGGUCCCGGCGAGUGUGACUCGGGCCCCGAGCUGGCGGGACGCCUGGGGGAGGCGGACCCCGGCCUCCCCGCCGCCCCCCAGCCUUCGGAGCCGCCUUCCGCGCUCCAGUCCGAGCCAGAGACCUGGGAGCAGAUUCUGCGUCAGCGAGUCCUGCAGCACAGGGGGGCCCCGGCCCCGGCCCCCGGCAGCGGCUACCGAGAGUUUGUGUGUGCCGUGAGGCAGGGCAGCACCCAGGACAGCGGGGUGGGGGGCUUCGGCCCUUCGGAGGAGGCCGGGUACAAGGCCUUCUCGAGUCUGCUCACUAGCAGUGCCGUCUGCCCAGAGACGUCCGGGGGUGAGGCCGGCAGUGGGGACGGGGGUUACAAGCCCUUCCAGAGCCUCACUCCUGGCUGCCCUGGGGCCCCAGUCCCCGUCCCCCUGUUCACCUUCGGACUGGACUCGGAGCCACCUCAUUGCCCGCAGGACUCCCCCCUCCCGGGCAGCUCCCCAGAGCCAGCAGGGAAGGCGCAGGACAGCCACAAGACCCCGCCGGCCCCGGAGCAGGCCGCAGACCCCCUCCGGGACGACCUGGCCAGCGGCAUUGUCUACUCAGCCCUCACCUGCCACCUGUGUGGCCACCUGAAGCAGUGUCACGGCCAGGAGGAGGGUGGUGAGGCCCACCCCGUGGCCAGCCCCUGCUGCGGCUGCUGCUGUGGAGACAGGUCCUCGCCGCUGGUGAGCCCUCUGAGGGCCCCGGACCCCCUGCCAGGUGGGGUGCCCCUGGAGGCCAGCCUCUCUCCAGCCUCCCCGGCACCCUUGGCUGUCUCAGAGGAGGGCCCGUCCUCCCUGUGCUUCCAGCCUGCCCUGAGCCAUGCUCACAGCUCAAGCCAGACCCCCAAAAAGGUGGCCAUGCUCUCCCCAGAGCCCACGUGCACGAUGGCUUCCUAG
This is a messenger RNA of Puma concolor (puma), 2235 nucleotides long. Lineage: Eukaryota; Metazoa; Chordata; Mammalia; Carnivora; Felidae. The record is from RefSeq and is a predicted model, not a curated record.